AUGAAACGUACCUACGAGAAUGCAAUCAGGCUCCUGGAGUCAAGAAAACGACCGGCACGGCCCAAGACCGCCGCUCUCAGGGCGCCGACGGACCAGGAAGCGCCCACGAAUAAUCAGGCUUCGACCAGGGGGCUUCCAAGCGUGUUGGGGAUGGCGGAGUGGCUUGGAGCUUUGGGACACAAUGAUACUGAGAUCGCCAAGUUGAAUCUCAUUCAUGUGAGCGGGACAAAGGGCAAAGGCAGCACGUGCGUCUUUACUCGGGAAUUUCUCUCCGCUCAUGGCCGUCGAACCGGAUUCCCGCGGCGAGUUGGCCUUUAUAGUGGCCCGCAUUUGAUUUCGACUCGGGAACGAAUACAUGUCGACGGCGGUCCCAUCACGCGAGAGGCCUUUGCGCGAUACUUCUUUGAGGUGUGGGAUUGUCUGAUGGCCCCAAGUCUGGAGCUCGACACAGGAGGAAGCACAGUUAUUGCUGGUAUGAAACCCCGGUACCUGCAGUUCAUGGCUCUCUUGGCCUUCCAUACUUUCAUCCGCGAGCAAGUGGAUGCAGCCAUAUUCGAAGUGAAUCACGGUGGAGAGUUUGAUUCAACCAACGUGAUACAAAACCCCGUUGUCACUGGCAUCUCAUCCCUUGGCCUGGACCAUGUUGCCCAACUUGGAUCGACUCUUGAAUCUAUCGCUUGGCACAAAUCUGGAAUAUUCAAAUUUGGCGCACCCGCAUUUUCUGUAAUUCAGGAACCGGGCCCGGCAGAGGUUAUGAGUCGUCGAGCGUUUGACAGGGGCACAACCGUAACAUUCAUAUCGGCCAACGAGAAUCUUCCGUCCCAUGCUGGUGUACUUGAUGUCUCGGUACAGCGACUGAAUUGCUCUUUAGCCCUUGAGCUUGCGAAGGCCUUUGUGUCUGCCAAAUGCCCUGGUUCCACAAUUAGUGACGAGGAUAUUCAAAUCGGCGUCAGGAAUUUUUCGUUGCUGGGGAGAUUUCAGGUAAUAACUAAUGGAAGUUUGCAAUGGUUUGUCGAUGGAGCGCACAAUACCUUGAGCAUGGAAGAGGCUGCGAAGUGGUUCGUCAAGGCCACAGCACCAGGUCGGAGUAACCGUCGGUGUCGAUCCGUCAUUUUCAGUCAUAAUUCGCAAGGUCGAGAUGGUCUAGAGCUGGUCCAGUGCUUGGCACGGGCAUUUCGCAGCCAUGAUUUCAGCCCUGAGCGUGUUAUAUUUACGAUGUACAAACACGCGGAUGCUGUAGGGAUUGAUACCAAGGAGCUUCUCGUGGCGUACGUGUCGGUUUGGAAAGGGGUGGACCCGCACGCUGUUGUCGCAAUCGAGCCGUCCGUUGGGGCUGCCAUCAACACGGUACAGCGGCUCGGGAAACGUGACGGUGGGAUGCAAACCUUGAUCACUGGAAGCUUGCAUCUCGUUGGGGAAGCACUCGCUGCGUUGGACCCGUCGCUGAGGGAUUGCAAAUGCAAAUGA
Aspergillus versicolor CBS 583.65 is the source of this 1467-nucleotide messenger RNA. RefSeq lists its product as uncharacterized. The record is from RefSeq and is a predicted model, not a curated record. Gene Ontology annotation, cellular component: mitochondrion; cytoplasm; cytosol. Gene Ontology annotation, biological process: tetrahydrofolylpolyglutamate biosynthetic process. Lineage: Eukaryota; Fungi; Ascomycota; Eurotiomycetes; Eurotiales; Aspergillaceae. The transcript has 5 exons. The coding region runs from base 1 to 1467 and encodes 488 amino acids. Gene Ontology annotation, molecular function: ATP binding; tetrahydrofolylpolyglutamate synthase activity.